UCCUAAUUGCUAUAAUUUGUUUUCAUCAGCUGAGCACCAUUUCGAAUUUUACAAUACACUUUAUUUUUAUUUUGAAUUCAAAACAAAUUGAUAAAAAAAUUCGAUGAAUAACGAUUUCAUCCACACAUUGGGUCAACCAUCAUUUGGAAUGGCCAAUGUUAAUUAUCAGCAGCAGCAGCAACAGGCCCAACAAACUUCGAAUAGCCAUCAAAUUAUAUAUGUUCAACCGCAAACUCAACAACAAGCAAAUUUAACGGUACGUGCGACAGCAGCAGCUGCUGCAGCAACUAUUCAACAGUUUGCCAACAAUCAGUUUACUUCAUUCGUACAAACACCACAACUGCAUACAAAUCAAUCAUCAUCAUCGACGACAUCAACUACCGGUCAUCUUAAGAAUGUUAACUGUAUGCAGAGAGAAAUUGAGCAACUUAAGAAACAAAAUCUUGAAUUACAGAACGAGAUUGAAAAACUUCGACAAGCAUACACCGAAUGUCAAUAUCAAGCCAUGACUGAUAAUGUUAAAAUAUCCAACUAUUGGGAACAAAUACAACAACUACAGAAACACAAUGAUGAACAAUCUCAGCCAUUUUAUCAUAGAAAUUCCGAAGAUCAAUCCCAAUAUUGUGAUGAAUGUAAUUUCGAGGUGAAAUCACAGGUUGCAUUAUUUAUUCAUAAAUUAAACCAUUGUUUUGUAUCGAAAUCGGGUAUUCCUCGCCAUCUUCAACUAUCUACUCGAUCAUUUAGCACAAUGCCUGAUGAUUCAAUACGAUUCAAAUAUCAAUGUCACCAUUGUGAAAUUGAUUCAGAACGAGAAUUCCAGAAGCAUGAAAUCUACAUGCACAUUUACCAAUUUCAUACAUUUGAUGUGCCAUAUAAAUGUAAAUUCUGUUUUCUCUAUUUCACAUCCAAUGCCUAUCUGAAUGAUCAUCUAGCCGAAAAACAUUCUUUGUCAAGCAAUAAUAGUAUCACUAGCCGAGGUAAUUUGAAAAAUCGACGGAUUCGCAAUGAAAAUAAAAUAGCAGUAGCAACUAUCCCUAAUCAAGAAAUAUCUAAUACUGAUUGCUUGAAUUCAACAUUAUCGCUAACGGCUCAUAGUGAACCAUUAAAUAAAUCAUUUAGUCUUUCCGUAAAACGAAGCCGUACAGAUAAUAAAAAACCAACCAGCAUUAGUGAAAUUUUUCAACAGCUAGUUAACGAAACUUCUGAAUCCAAUGUUACGACGAAGGAUAACAAUAUCAAGCCCGAAUCAUCUUCGACAUGUGAAGCGAGCAAAACAUUCGAAUUUAUGAUGCGUGAUGCUAAUAUUCAACAGAUUAUGGCAGAUUUGGAUAGUGACAAAUCACUCAAUUGUAAAUACCCCGGUUGCAACUUUUCAGCCACCACCAAAAGUCAUCUGAAAUUUCAUAUCAGCGCUCACUUAAUGAGCAAAUACAAAUGUCCUUAUUGUACGUUUGUCGCCAAUCGUUUAGUAGAAAUCAAACGUCAUAUAAUGAAAGCAACAAAACAUUCUAAUCAUCAUGUAUAUCUUUGCACAGGAUGUGAUUUUGCUACCGAUUGUGAGAAGACAUUCCGCGAUCAUUAUGUAAGAUCACACGAUUCAACAGCCGAUGUCAGUGAUGUUAUUGAACGAAUGUUUCUAAACGAAUCAAACGAACUAAUUGGCCAAACAAUUAGCUCAGCAAAACAACAAACAAGUUCAAAUAGUUUGCCCAAAGAUUGAAUAUUUUUUGAUUUUUAUAAUGUAAAAAUUUGUAAUUAAACACCGAAACAUGCUUUAAAAUAAUUUUUUUUAAUAAUUUACAAUA
This is a messenger RNA of Dermatophagoides pteronyssinus (European house dust mite), 1805 nucleotides long. RefSeq lists its product as uncharacterized. The record is from RefSeq and is a predicted model, not a curated record. Lineage: Eukaryota; Metazoa; Arthropoda; Arachnida; Sarcoptiformes; Pyroglyphidae.